This is a messenger RNA of Penicillium brevicompactum, 1023 nucleotides long. RefSeq lists its product as uncharacterized. The record is from RefSeq and is a predicted model, not a curated record. The transcript has 2 exons. NCBI's taxonomy places the organism in Eukaryota, Fungi, Ascomycota, Eurotiomycetes, Eurotiales, Aspergillaceae. The coding region runs from base 1 to 1023 and encodes 340 amino acids.
AUGGGUAUAAGAAAUUUCACCACUGACGGUGAGGAGAUCCUGGUGGACGGCUCUUUGGCCAUGGAGCUCCAGCAUCUGCUCCAAGAACGCACAUGCGAGCUACGCCGCCGUGCUCUCCACCUUCAAUUUGACCAAUAUAUCCCUGGAUGGGAUGAUCUAGCUCGUUGCUGCCUCGCAGGUCGCACGGUAGUACGACUGGAAAGCACUUUGCACCAUUUUCGCUUUCCCAUCGCGUACAUGGUAGAGCCGGAGCGGAAGUCGAUUACUCUGAGCCAUACCGAUUUGCCGCCAUACAGUGAGAUUGAAAUGUUCAUAGCUUCGCCGAAUGGUAAAGUUACUCGGUAUUUCUUGCUGUGUGAUGAGAUUCAUCCACAGGUCUUACGCCAACACAAGAUCGAGUUCGGCUUUCGGCCUCGAGGCAUGUUCAUCCUUGGGGUGUUCUCCGCGGAACAAGCCAACUCAUUGAUUGAGGAGACGUGGUUGUUCCUUGAGGAUGUCUACAAUGGCACACAGACCAUGUGGACUUCCUCUUCUGGAGAUAAAGUUAUAACUGCAAGUCACUGGGAUGAGACCCAAGGACCCCAAGCAAACCAGACAUUGCCCUCGCAAGGGCAUCCGCGUCGGCCAGUACCUUUCCACCCAAUUUUGGCAAGGCGAUGGUGCGGCCCACGCAUCACCGCGGUCGAUGACACAUUUGAUGCUGACUCGGGGUUCGACCCUGGGGUUGAGCGCCAUAUGCAACCGCAAUUGCAACCGUAUAACCCCUACGGAGACAUCAUAUUUCUGAGUCCCGGGAUUCCAGAUUUGAUCGGCUUUGCUCAAUUCGACCGACGCUCUGAUUUUGUUGAGGUUGAGAGGAUUUACCUUGCUGAAUAUCCCGCUGAGCCCAGUCAUCCUGGAGAAUGCCGUGAGUACGAGAGGCGUUACCAUCGGCAAAAUCCUUGGUUAUAUAAGAAGGUCCCAUACAAUGUGCCUCAGGUGGCUCAGGCAGGUGUUGACUAUCCGUUCCGGCCCUCGUCGUAG